GAUUCCUCAGCUCAACAUUAAUACCUGCUUGUUGCCACCCCACCUCUCUCGAAACCACACAAUAACUGGAUACCUGUCUGCUUACACUGUAAGCACACGCACACACGCACACACAGCGAGCGGAUGGUGUGUGAGUGAAACCAAAGUCAUGGCUAGACUGUCAUGUGCCGCCGUUUCACGAGGGAGAUAACGAGUUUCACUCCAUCCUCUCCUGCGGGCGCUCCGCUCAAACGCCCACUCUUCCUCUUGGCCACGUGCCACAGUCUGAACGGGUGUUUCAUAUUUUUGUCAAGUUUGUUGUUGUUGUUGUUGUUGCGGUGUGAGUGGGGAUAAAUGGGCUGCGUGGCCGGUCAUAUGCAAAAGUUGAAACGGGAUAUUCUUCCGUGUGUUUCUUUGUGAGAGUGUCCCUGUGCCUGACGUCAUAUCAUGGAGUCAAAUGAGGAAACUGCAUUUUGAACUGUAGAAAAACACCAUCUUAUCCACGCCUCGUUAUUAUAGUGUAAGAUGCAAGUCUCUGAAUCCGGACUGUCCGUUUUCUUUUGGUAAACAAAUGACCAUAUGAUUGACCCACACAUCCUCUGGCCUACAUUAUUCCAAGGGCGUGCGAUGGCGAAGUCGGCCCAGUUCGCGAACCAAUUAGUUGUGCAUUGCGGAAAUUCAAAACGGCCCUAAAGUGCCAUAACUUCACCUCGAGGCCAAUUAAUUAGGGCAUUAAGUAUUGCUACGCAAGCAGUAAGGGCUUCUCUGCAGCCGUGACCACGAGUUUCACUGGCAUCGAUUCAUGCACCUGUGUUGUUAAUCAUUGGCAACUGUCAAGAAAUUUCCAGUCGCAGUCAACAGAGGACUGACACGAUUAGAAUGGUGUCAGACACAUAAAAAACAAACAUAAAAAGGGAGACACAUAAAUACAUGACACACACACAGCUACACACAGUGCCUGGGGCAGCAGGGAGGCCUGGCAGCCACCACAAUGCCGGUCAGAGGCUCAAAGCUGCUGCAGAAAGUGGCUCCCUCUGCUGCACCAUCUGUGCACCGGGCUCUCCUCCAUGCAUCAGGGCGGGGGGGAACUCAAGGAUGAUGACAUGAUGCCGACCCACUCGUGAGAAUGUAUGAGGUGAUGUCCGGUGACACCCUGUCCUGGAAGGUGCCCAGUCCAAGACCAAGCAGCCAAGAUCACUCCGCUGAGUCGUCCUUCACUGGCGACGGGGGGCCUGUCAAGAUCCUCAAAGUGUGCUUCUGCACCAACAACAACGUGGGCAAGAACUUCAAGCUGGUUAAAUGUGACAGCUCCUGGCAAAUUAGGGCCAUUAUCCGGUCGAUUCUGAUCUGCGGUCGCUUGGGGCCGAACAUCGAGCACGCGGCGUGCUACAGCCUCCUGCUGAAGCACCUGAAGUCGGAAGAGAUUCACUGGCUGCACCCGGACCUGACGGUCGGGGAGGUGGAGCAGCGCUACGAGAGCCAUCACGUGGAGGCCGAGUGGAGGUAUGACCUUCGUAUCAGAUACGUUCCCGUCAAUUUCUUGGAGAAAUUCAAAGAUGACCGAUCUACGUUAGUGUUUUUUUACCAACAGGUGCGUAGUGAUUACAUGCAGCAUUAUGCCUCUAAGGUCAGCGAUGGGAUGGCGCUGCAGCUCGGUUGUUUGGAGAUCAGGAGGUUCUACAAAGACAUGAAUGCAAAAGGUCUCGAGAAGAAGUCUAACUUUGAGCUGCUAGAAAAAGAGGUGGGCCUGGACCUCUUCUUUCCCCAAGAGCUGAUUAACAGCAUGAAGUCAAAGCAUCUCCGGAAGUUGAUCCAGCACACGUUUCAACAGUACGCCACGCUCAGGGAGGACGACUGCAUGGUCAAGUUUUUCGAGACCCUCAAAGACAUCAGCAACUACGAUGAAGAGGUUUUCCCAUGUGAACUAGUGCAAGGUUGGAGUCUAGCGGUGGAGCUGGUCAUCGGUGGGAGGGGCAUCCGCCAACGCACACAGAAGAAUUCAGCGCCUGUUUUUCUAGCCGACUUCAAACAGAUCAAGAAAAUCCAAUGCUUAUCUCAGAGCGAUGGGAAGGCUCUCUUAGACCUCAACAUCGAGGGGGCCAGACAACGGCUAUCGUUCAACGUGGCCACGGUGCCGAUGGCCGAGAACAUGAUGGACCUUAUUGACGGCUACUGCCGCUUGGAAAAUGACACGGAUGAAACCGUUAUCUACCAACCAAACAAAGAUGCCAAUACACGGAGUGCCCUCCCUGAGAUUCCGACAGAAAGAGACACCAGCUCGAUCAGACACAGUAUGGGGUCGGAUAUCUAUUGUGAGAUUCUCGACGAAAGGCUGACACCAGCUGUCAAGUACGGGAUCGAACGAAGUCACAUUGUUCUCGGCCAAAUCCUUGGUGCAGGUUUUUUUGGGGAAGUCUACGAUGGAGUUUACAAAAAAGAUAAUGGCGAGAGGAUUAACGUGGCAGUGAAGACCUGCAAAGACUGUUCACCCGACGUGAUGGAGAAGUUCAUGAGCGAAGCAGUGAUUAUGAAGAACCUCAAUAAUCAGCACAUCGUCAAACUGAUUGGAAUCAUAGAGGACGAUCCCGUGUGGAUAGUCAUGGAGCUUUAUCAGUACGGAGAGCUCGGGAACUACCUAUCAGAGAACCAGAGUACCUUGACGAAUAUAACGCUGGUGCUCUUCAGCCUGCAGAUCUGCAAAGCUCUGGUCUACCUGUCGGGGGUCAACGUGGUGCACAGAGACAUUGCCGUGAGGAACAUCUUAGUCGCCAGUCCGGACUGUGUGAAGCUCGGAGACUUCGGUCUGUCGAGGUACAUUGAGGAUGAAGAAUACUACAAAGCGUCUGUUACUCGGUUGCCAAUCAAGUGGAUGGCUCCAGAAUCCAUCAACUUCAGACGCUUCACCACCGCCAGCGACGUCUGGAUGUUUGCUGUGUGCAUGUGGGAGAUAAUGAGUUGCGGACAGCAGCCGUUCUUCUGGCUGGAGAACAGAGACGUUAUCAACCAACUGGAGCAGGGAAUCCGGCUGCCCAAGCCCGACCACUGCCCCCCUGCCCUCUACUCGCUCAUGACCCGCUGCUGGUCCUACGACCCCCGAGAGAGACCCAGCUUCACCGAGCUGGUGGUGAAGAUCAGUGAUGUCCACAAGAUGGAGCUGGAGGAGGAAGUGGAGAGAGAGAGGGACAGAGCGCGCUCCACCAAAAUCUUCGACGCCAAGUUCAACUUCAAAGAGCCUCCUCCCAAGCCUUCAAGAAUGAAACCAGGGCGGUUCGGGAACACGCUCAGUAUUGGUCUACACAUUCAGCUGAACGAGGGUCUGUGCGCCAGCUCACCCGACCUGGCCAGCCCCUGUGAAUACCAGUCCCCCAUGGACUCCAUAAACACUCUUCCCCUGCCAGCCAUCAGGUCCCCUCGGCGCCGCAGCAUGGGGGAGGGCGAGUUUUUCCGAGCGGAGCCGAGCAGCAGGGAGGACGUCUCGAGCAUGUGGCAGCAGGAGAGGCAGCACAUGCAGAACACUCUCCGCCGGCAGAAAGAGCAGAUGAGGGAGGAUAAGAAGUGGCUGGAGAAGGAGGAGAGACUCCUGGUGGGAAACGGAGCAUCAUUGACUUCAGUCGCCCCCCUCUCCGCGUCUCUGUGUCCCCCCACUCGGUUGAAUGUGGCCCUGGAGGCGACGUGGAGUCGGCCAUCGUCAAACAAUAUCAACCCACUCGUCCACGCUCGGCGCCCCGUUAGCUUUGAAUUGAAUGUUCCCCUGAUGUCAUUUCCGAAGGGGGGGUCCAUGUCCAUAUUGUGUCGAAUGAACCUGCCUGUUCUUUUGCAGGACCCCACGGGACCAGAGGUCGCUGCCGGUCCAGCGUCCCCCGACGCAGAAAAUACAGUCCCAGAGAAGCCCCCGCGGCUCACAGCACAGCCUGCGCCCACAGCUGAGCUGGACCGCUCUGAAGACAAGGUGUACCAAUACGUCAUGGACCUGGUCAAAGUGGUUGUCCAACUCAAGAACGACAUCACAGAGGUGCCACCAGAAAAAUACAUCACCAUUGUCCAGUCUGUUGGGAUGGCUUUACGAGAUCUGAUUCGUAGCGUGGACGACAUCCUGCCCACCUUACACGAGUCCAUCAGGACUGAGAUCGAGGGCACCCAGAAGCUGCUGAACAACGACAUGGCGGAGCUGAUCAGCAAAAUGCGGCUGGCCCAGCAGAACUACAUCACCUCUUUGAAGGAGGAGUGUCAGAAGCAGUUGCUGACGGCAGCACACACUCUGGCUAUGGACAGCAAGAACAUGCUGGAUGCAGUGGACCAGGCCAGGGUCAGGGCCAACUUAGCCAAGCCAGUGGGCCCCUAGUGGACUGGAAGCGCUCCCAUUCCGUUUCACUUCCGCCUGUCAGAAAUAACAUUUGCACAUAGUUGAGUAUUUCUGUUGUUGACAAACUGCGUCAAUUAAGGCCAGUUCUCAUCGUACAUGUGUGUUGGUGAAGCUGGGGUGCAGACGUUUUGACCCCCUCCUUCUGGCAAAGAGAGUAACGUACACAAACACCGUCAACCGGCUGACGCGUAAGGAGUGUUUGUCCUCGCGGUCAAUCGGCUCCCUCUUUUACUUUUUUUUUUUUUUUUACUUCAUUCAAUCCUCUGAACACCUUUUUUAAAUGUAUUUUUUUAAUCUGGGCAUUCACUACAGAAACUUGUCUUCGCUGGUUCUGAGGAUUUUCCGCCAUAGUUUCCGGCACACUCCUCGCUAAUGCUCCGUCUUUAUCGUCUCUCCCAACCACUUCUUUUGCCUCCUUCCACCCUGGCUGGUUGAUUUUAAACCGCAUCAUCGGUGGGCCAGCACCACAUCCAAAGAGUCCCGGUUCUCCUGGUGGAGAUUUGGCUUAAUCAGCACAGAACGCUGCAGGGAUGAGGAGAUUUUAGAGGCCAACCCCAGAACUUAGCAUCUUGUUCACUCAACAAAAGGUCAAUGGGAUUCUUCCAUUGGAAAGGUUACGAUAUUUUCACGUUAACUAACCUGAGGCUAGGAAUUAACUACGUGUAUACUGUCGUACAGCAAAUCCUUCAAAUCCCAAAAGCUUGUGUUAUCCACCAACCUUAUUUCAGUCUAACCGAAAACCCGUUCAAAGAACCCACUGACAGAGCCGAGGGAACCGGAAGGACAACACGAAUGCUGCUAACUCGUUUCUGGGUUUUCCGGCUCAUUCCGACUCAUUCCUGCAGCACCGGAUUCAUACGUCAAAGUCCCGCACUCCAGUUUUAAGAUGAAAUACUCCGUGGAUAUGGACAACGUUGGAAACAAGUGUGUGUGCUUAUCGAGGUCGUGUGUAUGCUGAACAUGAGGGUCUACUGGCAUCUUAUUUACGAUGUCUUCAUUUCAGACAAACUUCAUUUAAUGUUGACUGUUGUGAUUGGGGAUUUAUUGACUUAAUUGUCUGCUUCGAAAUUGAAUUUGCCUUGUAAAUAUGAAAUGUGUCUAGCACAAUUUUUUUUUUUUUUUUACAGCAAUACAAAAUAAUGUGAUCUAAAUAAAGUAAAGGGGUUAGUCUUACAAACCUGUCAACCGUGAAAUGUUAAGAUGAUUAAACCAAAUGGUUUGAAAGCUAUUCUCCUGUUCAAGUGUUUUAUAUAUAGAGUAGAUAUCUCAAAUUUGACUGACGCAUUAUAUAAAAAUGAUAUGAAUACAAGAACAGUUUGGAUAAUGGAUUGACAGAAAGGUUUCUCUUGAGAGAGGUUUUUGUAUAAUGUCCAUUACUGGCAUGUAAAUCAAGUGAUAUACGAAUAAAUGUGAUGUAUACUA
Molecule: messenger RNA, 5764 nt
Organism: Pseudoliparis swirei
Lineage: Eukaryota; Metazoa; Chordata; Actinopteri; Perciformes; Liparidae
Gene: ptk2bb
Product: protein tyrosine kinase 2 beta, b
Exons: 30
Coding region: 1106-4321 (1071 amino acids)
Biological process (GO): signal complex assembly; protein phosphorylation
Cellular component (GO): focal adhesion; cytoskeleton
Molecular function (GO): ATP binding; protein tyrosine kinase activity
Source: RefSeq, a predicted model, not a curated record